CAUCCGAGGUCCUAGCGAUACGUAACCCUUCAAUACAAUAGAGAAACUCUGAGCAGCACUUCAUUACUUCUGCCUACCUUGGUUCUUGGCCCCCUCGACCAAGAACUCGACACAACGCGUCCCUUUCAGGCAUCCGUCAUAUCGGACAAAGUUUCCUAUCCAACGCCAAUUUGAUACUGGCUCACUUCCUUCUUGUUUACGCGUCAUUAAAGGCAGCAGCUUAAUAGAAGUCUUCUCACUCUGUCUGCCUCCCUUCAUCCUUUCAACCCUUCACUGCUCUCUUCCAAUCCACCAUGCUCCGUCCGCACCCCCCAAUCCAACCCUCCCUCCUCCUCCGCCUCCCCCGAGAAAUCCGCGACAUCAUAUAUUCCUCAUGCCUUAACUUCCCCCAACCAAUCCCCCUCCUAAACCCCCAAGCUCCCGCCCUCAUACCCCACCUCUUUCCACACCCGACCCUCGCAGCCGAAGCCCUCGAAGCCCUCUACAAAACCAGUACCUUCAUCCUCUCCCUGCGGCUCUACCCCUCGCUCAACCUGCUCAACCGUUGGGGCCCUUACCCGCAUCUGACCCAGCACAUCCGACACCUGAUCGUCGACUGCAUCGAAGGCUCGUCCAGCAUCCCCGACUUCGCCACAUACGAAGAAACCUACGGCGCCUCCAGCAUCGAGCGGCGCCUCUGGACCUCGCUGCUCGCGCUCCCGCGCCUCGAAAGCCUCGCCGUCAACAUGCAAAAAGCCCACGACGGCUGCCUCUUCACGCUGGACUUCGCGCCCGUGCUGUUCCACCUGCGCGCCCUGCGGCCCGGGCUCAGCAUCCGGUUUAGCAUCUCCUUCGACGAGAUGCUGCAGCGCGCUUGGGACGAUCCGUACUGGCAGACCUUCCACGCGUCGUCCGUCCGCUGCUACUCUGCGCCGUAUCAGAAAAUGGGAUAUGCGGAUGUGAGUUGCUUGGUUGCGCCGCCGAGCGAGGAGGAUCGGAGGUAUGUGCAGAUGUAUCUAGGCGAUAGGAAGAUGCCGAGGGGGAGGAGCGCGCGGCAGGGCUUGUUGGAUGAGGGGCCCGCCCAGAGGAGGGCGUUGGCGGGUUGUUAUGCGGUGAGGGAUCCGCCGCUAUUGAGGGUCUUGAUGGCGGAGCAUUAUGAGGUGUAUAUGCGGUGUGCGGAGGCACGGAAGACGGGAAGGGAAGGCCUGGUGGAACAGCUGGGCAGAUGAGGUUGUUGAUGGGAGGAAAGGAGCGCAGUGCUUUGCGGAAAAAGAGUUCAGUCGAGCAGUCUACGAUGGACUAAUCCCUCUACCCACCCGUCCAUCAACUCCAAGCUAAACAGAACGCUCCACAUGCCCAUCUUUACCAUCCCAAUCCCGUCCCUUUCUCCAUAUAACAAAGCGAGAACUUUUAAACCCCUGCGCCAGACACACCCAUCAUCCCACAAAUCUCUUCCUUCCAAUCCAAUCCAAUCCAAUGCAAUCCAGUAUUACAAAGCAAUCCACCAGCUCCCAGGGUUAUGCUCC
Messenger RNA from Trematosphaeria pertusa, 1505 nucleotides. RefSeq lists its product as uncharacterized. The record is from RefSeq and is a predicted model, not a curated record. NCBI's taxonomy places the organism in Eukaryota, Fungi, Ascomycota, Dothideomycetes, Pleosporales, Trematosphaeriaceae. The transcript has a single exon. Bases 294 to 1208 code for a protein of 304 amino acids.